Molecule: messenger RNA, 2422 nt
Organism: Haliotis rubra (blacklip abalone)
Lineage: Eukaryota; Metazoa; Mollusca; Gastropoda; Lepetellida; Haliotidae
Exons: 2
Coding region: 9-1409 (466 amino acids)
Source: RefSeq, a predicted model, not a curated record
GGAAGGCCAUGGCGGUUCUUAUCAUACCAUUAACAUUGUAUCUCCUCAUUUUCCUGUAUAACAACCAAAUAUGGUAUGGAAAAGAAACGAAAAGCAGAACACUUACACAAAUGAAGAUGACUUGUGAAGUCCAAGGACUGGGCACAUCUAAACAAGGCUACCUGCAAGGUUCUCUUGGAAAUACUGUUGUCGAUGAAGCCAGAGCAUCUUCUAUGGCUUUGCUUCAAGGUGCCAGAGAUGGCAGAGAAAGGGAAGAAGCAAAACGAAGAUUUGGGGGAUUCCAGUGGGUCAAUGACAACGUCACUUUUGUUUAUGCCGGAUACAAUGACAACAAAGAUGGACUGCCUGUUGUCCGAGUCAUCGCAAUGAUUCGAAAAGACAUCAAGCAUAAGUUCACGUGCAUGCUUGAAUACCACAAUGGGAAAACUGUUAGAACAAUUGGUGUCCAACAAUGCAACAGCUAUCCAAGAAAUACAAAGAAGAGAAUAUACUGUAACGGCUAUGUGAUCUGUCCUCGCCCAUUAAGAGCUGGUGAACCCUCUUUUCUCUCCGUGCACAAAUACGGGGAUAUCUCUUCAAGGAACAACAUCACCGUGUGGUAUCCCAGGAAGAAACAAAACAACAUAACAAGAUGUUGCAAACCCUUUGGGAACAAUUACAGUAAUCUGACACAAUUAAUCUGGAAUAUUGAGCUUAGCCGUAUAUUUGGAAUUGACAAAUUCAUCUUCUAUCUUUGCUCUCAGUCAAACGAUGCUGUGCGAAUCCUACAAGAGUAUGAAGCUGAAGGUAUAGUUGAACUGAGAAACUUUACUUUGCCUGCAAGUCCGAUCCAGAAUUACACACAGGGAUAUGUUCAUUGGUCUCAAAUAAGCACCCUUCAUGACUGUCGUCUGUCCCAAAUAGGAACGGCCAAAUAUGUAAUUUACCAUGAUUUUGAUGAAAUCGUUGUUCCAAGGAAGCAUAAGAGUCUUGUUGAUCUGGCAGAUGAGCUAAUGAACAAAUCAACUGAUGGCCAGGAAGCAACUGGAGCUCUUCUCUUCCGAAACGUGUACUAUCCUCUAUUCGCAAAUAGGACAACAGUCGACUUUCCUCUGAAACAACACGCACUUCGAUAUGAUAUCCAUCCGCUAUUAUAUGUGACGAGAAAAAAAGCAAGUCGUGUAACAAGGUCACCAAAAUCGAUGAUUAUUCCUGAUGCGGUGGAAGAAAUGAGCGUCCAUUACGUCCGACAGUUUAGGCCAGGUUAUCAAACCCAGGUAGUGAAACAGUCCUUGGCUAAUUUGCAUCAUUACCGCAACCCGAAACAGGAACACACAACUGAUUCUGUUUCCCAGGACCUCUUCCUACACCAGUAUGCUCAUGUCCUUGCAGGGGCUGUGUUGAACAGAUGUCGAAACAAAGCAUGCUAAACACAAAAUAGCCAUCGUAUCAUAUCAUGACUUAUUUCAUCCAUGCGCCAAAUAUGGACAUACUAGUAUCCACCCUAUUUCAAUGAGCAUAUGAUCCCAACGUCAUUCAAUAAAUACGUUUACUUAUGUUCAAAUAUAGCAAGCAACAAAAUAUGCUGUAAUACUCACCACCUCGAUAAAUAUGCAUCACACUUCGCACUGCACUUGUCCUAUAAACAAAUACGCCAUUAACUGAUUGUUAAGGUAUUGCUUGAAUAAGUUUGAAGUGGGACUUGUUUUCACCGAGUUCAAAUUUUGUAUUUUUUUAUAUUUCAUGAUGAAUUAAAAAUAUAUUUAAUUACUCUGCACUGCAACUCCCCCAUGAAUAUGAAGGUGAUCUAACAAUUUGAAAACAGUCCAUUCAAAUGUGUUAAUGUUAUGGCUAUUUCCUUAGGUUUUUUAGUUAAAGUUGAAAAUAUGUAUACAUUCCAAUUUAAUAAAUUAGAGAAUCGCACCUCAAACAAGUUGUUUUCCAUAUUUGAAAACGAUUCGACCAGUACUUAUAAACCUACUUGGUGAACACACUUUUCUAAGUCCAAUUUUUCAAAAUGUACAAAUUCUUUAAAACCAAGUAUCACCUCACUUUCUUUCGACAAAGAAUGCAGUCUCAAAAUUUGAAAACAAUCUGUUUGACUGGCAUUUUAAAAGUUAAUGAAUAACAAGAAAGGCAUGGUACUUUAUGGAUAACAAUUUAUUUAUAAUAUUAAACACACCAGACGUCCACAAGAUGGUUUAACAAGAUCCUCCAAGACCCCACCACCAACCGCAAGAAAGAUCCCACUGCAAAACUCAACCGCCAACACAAAGCCAGUCUCAAACAACUUUAGGAUGAACAUGAAAUCAGCCCGGAACUAUGUUUCAAUCUUCCUCUGUGUCUGUUAUCUGUUGCUUGUGCAAAUUUAGAUAGGGGGUUUUAUAAGUUGUACGAACUUGUCUCAGAUACUAAUCACUUUCUGAAUAAAACAUGUUUAAAC